AUGUCGGAUUUGGUUCUCGUUGAAUUUGAGGAUCAAGAAGGGCGCAAAGUAUCGGACAGACUUCAAAUCCCAACCAAAAUACUUAGAUCACAAUUGCAGCUUCUUGCAAACACGACGCUCUCACUUUAUAUCAAUGGACAGCCUGUUCUUGAGACUCUCGAGGAGACAUUAAAAAUACAGAACAUUUCAUCAGCAGAGGAAGUUGUGAAGAUCAGAAUGAGUGAGGAAGAGCCAGCAACACAGGCAGCCUUCCACUGUUCUUCAUCCUUUAGUGGACAUGAAGGUCCUGUCUUGUGCGUAAAAAAUGGUGAUGUAAUUGUCACCGGGGGUGGAGAUUCCACCGUAAGAUUCUGGGACCCUAGAACAAAGACUCAGAGCAAAGUAGUCAAAAGACAUGGUCAUUGGACUCUGUCCCUUGACAUUUCUUCAGAUGGGAAGUAUGUUGCUAGUGGAGCACUUGAUGGAAGUGUUAAUUUAUAUUCAAUCUCUGGAGAGUAUAUUAGAAGCUUUCCUGGGCACAAGAAAGGUGUUGUAUCACUGGUAUUUCACAAAGGAAACCUGGUCACAGGGUCUAGGGAUAAUUCAGUUAUUAUGUGGAGUCUAAGCGGAGAGGUCCUCGUUUCAUAUGCACAUACGAUGGCUGUUACAUGUAUCUGCUCUGGAGAAGAUUACAUAGCAUCUGGAAGCAAGGAUGGAAGAAUCAAAGUAUAUAAGAACCUCAAGUUUUUUGACGAGCUCCGAGGGCAUUCUUCUGGAAUUAAUACAAUUGAUUGCAAUGGAAAUUAUAUGGUGUCUGGAUGUGAUGGAGGAGAUGUAAUUAUCUGGAAGGGGUUUUCUUUAUAUAAAAGAAUGAAGCACAAUGCUGAGGUUAUCUCUGUCUCCAUAUCACCCAAUAGGCUUUAUGCUGCAUCCGGGUCAUUCGACAAGACUGUAAGACUAUGGAGUAUGGAUUCUGGCCAGCAGCUCUUGAUAUUUCGCCAUGUGGAUCUUGUUUACAAGGUUAGAAUGAUGAACGACCUGAUAGUUUCGUGCUCGAAGGACAAAACCAUCAAGAUGUUCAGGGUAAGCAAGAAAAAGAUAGUGAGUGAUUUGGUUUGUGAUGACGAGGUAUACUGCUUCGACAUAAAGGGUGAUGGAGGCCUUGUGUGUGGGACAAAGAGUAGUAGAGUAUACUUCUUCAAUUGA
Molecule: messenger RNA, 1185 nt
Organism: Encephalitozoon romaleae SJ-2008
Lineage: Eukaryota; Fungi; Microsporidia; Unikaryonidae
Product: WD40 domain-containing protein
Exons: 1
Coding region: 1-1185 (394 amino acids)
Biological process (GO): ribosomal large subunit assembly
Cellular component (GO): nucleolus
Molecular function (GO): protein binding
Source: RefSeq, a predicted model, not a curated record